Molecule: messenger RNA, 849 nt
Organism: Hordeum vulgare subsp. vulgare (domesticated barley)
Lineage: Eukaryota; Viridiplantae; Streptophyta; Magnoliopsida; Poales; Poaceae
Product: thioredoxin H2-2-like
Exons: 3
Coding region: 108-503 (131 amino acids)
Source: RefSeq, a predicted model, not a curated record
GCACGCACCCUACCCUCCCCCGCCCGCAGCUAUAAUUGCUUCCCCCUGCGGUUGCUUCGGUUCAGUUGAGCGCUCGCGACGACGAGACAGACAAAAACAAAAAAAACAUGGGCUCCUUCCUGUCGUCGCUCUUCACCCCACCCCCGCUCCCCGGCGACGACCCGGACUCCGCCGUCGUCGCCGUCCACUCCAAGCCCGCCUGGGACCAGCACUGGGAGGCGCACCGGAACGCAUCCAAGCUGAUGGUGAUCGACUUCUCCGCCUCCUGGUGCGGGCCCUGCCGCUUCAUCGAGCCCGCCUUCAAGGAGAUGGCCUCCCGCUUCGCCGACGCCCUCUUCGUCAAGAUCGACGUCGACGAGCUCGCGGAGGUUGCAAAGACAUUCCGCGUAGAGGCGAUGCCGACCUUUGUGCUGGUGAAGGGCGGGCAGGAGGUGAGUCGCGUGGUCGGGGCUAAGAAGGAUGAGCUUGACAGGAAGAUCAAGACGUUCAUCUCAUCGUCCUGAUCCUGGCUUAAUUAGCCUGCACUCCAAUUGUAGUGCCAGGUUCCGUUUUCUCGAUCCCAGUGGCAAGAGGCUCCUAUGGUUUCCCCAUGUGGUAGUACCAAUCCUCCUUCUAAAAUGCUGCAAAAUCCGACGUAAAGUGGUAAUAAAGGUUCUGAAACUUGGAUCGUGUAAAUGUGUAACUCUGGCCUGUCUGAUCGUCAUCUGUCACCUUGGGCAAUCAAGUUACUGUGAUAUAAAGUGUGUUACUGGUAUUCAUGUUUUUAUUCUGGACAUACUGUAGUUUGUUACUGAAAAAACGACACUGUAUGUUCCCUUUGCAUCAAGUGAAUGUACAAGAUAUUGUUGA